AUGAUGCUACAUCUAGAUGAAGGAACUUCUUUAAAGAAGAAGGGAAUCAUGGUGUUAUCGGUGCAGCCGGUUUGUGGUCGAGGCUCCAGAAAGAGCAGCAGCGCAAGCACGGGUAUCAAUUUCACCGGCAGCACUUACUGCACAAGGUUUUUGUAUUCGGUGCUGUUGGCGAGGACUUACGCCAGAAAGAAAAAGAUUUUAUAUGACUUGCUGGAGCACUGGAAGGAGGAUCUCAACGAUUGCUACCAGAACGGGAUAGAGAUCGAUGGUGUUCCCGGCCUGUCGAAGGUUUGGCCUGUUGUCAUUAAUUGCAAGGGAGAUUGGCCAGCUUUGACAAAAGCUGGCCGCCUUACACGACACCAUCUGAGAGAUGCUCCAGUAAGCGAUUCUCCGCCGGGAAUCUGCCAUCUUUGCAGAGCAGGCCAAAAAAACUUUCCUUGGAACGAGUUUGGGUCGAAAGCGAGGUGGCUCCAUGCUGACAAUCCGUUGCCCUGGACGGUUGCUAGCCCGCUGGCACAGCUUCCACAAGACCGCGGCAAUAUUGCUGGAUUUUAUUGCAUUGACUUGUUUCAUGCCGCACACAAGGGAGUCUUCGGAGACUAUGCUGCAUCGGCUAUGGUGACAUUGAUGGAUUACGACGUCGUCGGGGCUGGUACACUUCCGAGACGGUUGGAUUCUUUCUUCCAAGAGCUUCGAAACUGGUGCAAGGCUAACGGUUACAAUUUGCAUAUGACGAGUUUGACGAAACAACAAAUUGGCCUGGACACUUCUGCUGACUUUCCGGUCGCGAGUCUGGGCGUGCGGUGGUUCAAAGGAAACGAUACCACGAUCUUGGUGAAAUUCCUGGAAUGGAAAUACAAGCAGGUUUUGGCUGAUUGUGAUUCCGAGCUCGAGAGUGUGCUGACAGUCAUAUACAAUGGGCUUGUGGCGAUCAACAACUUCAUGAGAUCGGUAUAUGCUCAGCCGCUGUGGGUGAGGCCCGAAGUCUGUGGCCAAAUGGCCAGGCAAGGAAUGAUUUUCAUGAAAUCGUUCAAUUCAGCGGCAGCACGUGCUCUGGGCCUGGGACAGCCCAGAUUCAAGUACAUGCCGAAGUUCCACCUCAUGGCGCACAUUUUCCAUUCGCUCCAAAAGAAUGCCAGCGAAGGCGUUCUGGGCUUAAACGUCCUGGCCUUCUCCUGCCAAAUGGAUGAGGAUUUCAUAGGGCGGGUCGCCGGGCAAUCUCGCAAUGUAUCCAUCCGCACAGUGCAUGAUCGCACUGUGCAGCGCUACUUGCUCAACCUAGCGAUGCGAUGGUGA
Molecule: messenger RNA, 1296 nt
Organism: Symbiodinium sp. CCMP2456
Lineage: Eukaryota; Dinophyceae; Suessiales; Symbiodiniaceae
Source: the annotation of a GenBank genome assembly